AUGUCAACUUUCAAUCGGCUCCUCUCUUUGUCUGCCUAUGGUUAUCUCCUAGUAGGUUUUUGCAACUCUUUGUCUCUGCCAUCCUACGGCACCCAAUCCUCUGCCUCCCAAAGUGACCUCUCGCUUGACCAUUCAAGAUCUGCACUAUGCCGUCGCCAAGUGCUAACAACGGCCUUGGGGGUAUGGUCUUGCUGGCCUUCCAUCGCAUCUUCUUUUACCCCGGAUCCACAAGCCAUUACCAACGUGAUUCUGGAUUCCCCCGAAAUGAAGCUGGGUGUUUAUCUGUAUGACGUAGCUAUUGGUAGUGAAACGUUUCCCGCGGCCAAGUCAGUGCAAUCCGGUAGUAUCGCUGCCUUGGCAAAUGUCCAGCCAGGAAUGAUUGUACUGGGAAACAACUACAAAGAAGCUUCGAAAAGUGUCGUUGAGCGUAUUCGCAAGGGACCCUAUCCCAUUGUCUUGCAGUUUUAUGAUUUGGCCAAUGCAGAAGGCGAUGGUCAAACGAAUAUCACUCCACUACAAGCCUUGCAAUCGGCGCAGGAAAAAGCAAGCCAAGAAGUGGCCAAGGAACCACCGCUAUCAGCCAAAGGAACCGGGCUGGUUGUCCUAAGAAUACAAAAUCCAGCUUCCUGCGAGAAUGGUGGAGCCAGACGAGGCGACACAUUGGAAAUCAACUUUGAAGCCAGGGUUGCCUCUCCAGGUGGCCCAAUAUAUGACUCUACCCAGGAACGAGGUAAAUCCGUCUCCUUUACCGUAGGAUCUGGGGAAGUCAUCAAUGGAGUCGAUAUUGGCGUCAACGGCAUGUGUCCCGGAGAAAUUCGAACCAUGGAUAUUCCCAGUGGCCUUGGUUAUGGAAGGUUUGGUUCGGAUGUCUUUGAUGUCCCAGGAGACGUCCGGUUGUGGUGGCGUGUGGAACUACUGACACUAACCAAAAAGAACAAACGAUGA
Messenger RNA from Seminavis robusta, 945 nucleotides. NCBI's taxonomy places the organism in Eukaryota, Bacillariophyta, Bacillariophyceae, Naviculales, Naviculaceae. The record is from the annotation of a GenBank genome assembly.